UAAAAUGAUUUCACCUUAACAAUAGUUUCAUUGUACUUUUAAUGAUUAAGGACCAUCAUCACUACUGUAAUUUCAUCAUUGCUUUUGAGACUCUUUUAUUGUUUAAAUUGUUUCAAUUGUUCAAUUAGUUUCUCAAGUAUAACAAUUAGGGGAGUCUUAGUGUACUAACAAGUAUUAAUAGUUAAUACAAUUACCAAAUUAAAUCACUCCCAUUUCCUGGCCUAGUAGGCUUGCUAUAUAUUCAAUUGAUUCUAAUUGUGAUUAAAAUUGGUUACAUUUGUUUUCCUUGUUUUAUUUACCAAAACACUUUGGAUAUUGUUAAGUUACCAUUUUGAAAUUCAUCUUAAUUAUUUCAUAUUCUCGACUUAAAAUAGUUAAUUGUGAACAUGAUUAACCUAACAGGUAAAGUUGCUCUAAUUACUGGUUCGAGUGAUGGUAUUGGUGCUGCUACGGCCAUUCUGUUUUCGUCUCUUGGUGCUAAGGUCGCGAUCGUUGGUCGGACUCAAAGUAAAUUGGAUAAAGUUUCAAGUGAAUGUCAAUCUAAAUCUCCUAAUGGAUUAAAACCAAUUGUAAUCCAAGCGGAUUUCGAGAAAGAUGAAGAUGUAAAGAGGACUUUUGAUGAGACAAUUAAAGCUUAUAAUCAAUUGGAUAUUCUGGUUAACAAUGCUGGUGUCGUUUCUACCAAAGGAUUUACUGAUUGUGAUUCUCUUGAGGAUUAUGAUCGAGUGAUGCAGAUCAAUGUUCGAGCAGUUAUAAUAUUAACUCGAUUGGCCAAAGAUCAUCUUGCUCAGGCUAAAGGGGCCAUAGUUAAUGUUUCGAGUAUCGCCAGUCAAAAACCACAUGCUGUAUUUUGGUCAUAUUGUAUGUCGAAGUCAUCGCUCGAUAUGUUCACUAAAUCUAUGGCUUCAUUAUUGGCACCCGAGAUUCGAGUUAACUCCGUCAAUCCUGGCCCAGUUCGAACCAAUAUACUUGAUUUCUUCGGUAAAGGAGACGGCAUUUGGGAUGAAAUGGUCAAGGAAACGGCUCUUAAUUGUGUCGGAGAAUCAGCGGAUAUCGCCAAGUUAAUUGCUUUCCUUUCUUCUGAUGCUUCCAAAAAUAUGACGGGUUCAAUUGUCGUCUCUGAUUCUGGCCUAUUGGUUAACGAUCCUCACAAAACGAUGACUUUCAAUUAGAACCAGAAAAAUAUCCACACUAAUUAAGUUGGAUUUUUCUUCAACAUUCUAAUGAGCUUCAAGCAAUCAAUUCCAAUUUCGCUCUCGAUUAGCUUCUUGUAUCUUCAACAUUAAACAUUUUUAAGCUACUCAAUGAAA
Panonychus citri (citrus red mite) is the source of this 1310-nucleotide messenger RNA. RefSeq names its product L-xylulose reductase-like. Bases 387 to 1172 code for a protein of 261 amino acids. The record is from RefSeq and is a predicted model, not a curated record. Lineage: Eukaryota; Metazoa; Arthropoda; Arachnida; Trombidiformes; Tetranychidae. Gene Ontology annotation, molecular function: oxidoreductase activity. The transcript is spliced from 2 exons.